This is a messenger RNA of Pleuronectes platessa (European plaice), 1283 nucleotides long. It is a transcript of the gene alkbh2, whose product is annotated as alkB homolog 2, alpha-ketoglutarate dependent dioxygenase. Bases 609 to 1283 code for a protein of 224 amino acids. The record is from RefSeq and is a predicted model, not a curated record. Lineage: Eukaryota; Metazoa; Chordata; Actinopteri; Pleuronectiformes; Pleuronectidae. The transcript is spliced from 4 exons. Gene Ontology annotation, biological process: DNA repair.
GUCCAGGCGAAGACUUGCUCAGCAGGGGGAAACACCGUGUGACGUUUCCUCUCCCCAGAGACAAAGUCCAUCAGCUGUGACGGAGAUGUGAGGGGAUGUUAAACCACAGACAACAACAACACAGUGUGCAGCAGUGUGGUGACACCAUCAUCCUCUCACUUGUUUGAAAUACGCUUUUCCAAACUCCGGGGACAGCUCCUCUCUCCAGCUCUCCCCGAAACCAGGAAGCGUGUGGGCCGAGGCGAGUUUCUCCUGGGCGGCUCUCUUGUUGCGGGCGAUCCGCUGCUGCUGCCCCGGAGACAGAGGGGUCUGGGCCGGGGAGGCUGCAGCAGAAGAAGGUGGACUGGGCGAGUCUGAAUCCAGCGCCGAGGCUUUCCUCUUCCUCUGCAUGGUUGUAAUAUGUUGAGUAAAAAACAGAGCAGGUUUGAGAGGCUUCAGGAACCUUCCGCAGAGGAGUAAACACAUCGUCACGCGGGGGGAAGCCUCCGUGUUUGCAGCGAUGUGGUUGUGAACGCGGCCCGGAUGACGCGGAUCGUGUCGCGGGAAACUAAACGCUGCAAUCUCAAAAAGUAAAAUUCAGCUCCUCAGACACGAAACAGGUUCCUACAAUGGACACGUUUGUGUCUCAGACACAGAAUAAACGCUCAUGCAACAGUGAUGCUGUAACAAGAAGAAGUCCAAGGAAGAAGAUCAAACUGUUGGAAGAGGUGAGGGUAAAGAAAGAGGAGGAGGAGGAGGAGGAGGAGGAAGAAGAUGAAGAUGCAGCUUUAGCAGAGUUCUCUCAACCUGUUCCGUGGCAGAAAAUAGAGGCAGAGGGACUAGACUGUGAUUAUGCUUUACUCUUCUCCAGAGAGGAAGCCGACCAGCUGUUUAAACAGCUGGAGGAGGAGGUGGUGUACUCUACAGGGGAAGAAGCAAAGGUCCACGUGUUUGGAAAGCUGUACAAUAUACCCAGAAAGCAGGCGACACACGGAGAUGCAGGUUUAACCUACACUUAUUCUGGGGUGAAACGUUCAGCCUGCCCCUGGACUCCAACCUUGGAAUACAUCCGGGACGCUGUCACAAAAACAACAGGACAGGCCUUUAACUUUGUCUUGGUAAACAGGUACAAAGAUGGGCAGGAUCACAUGGGUGAGCAUCGGGACGAUGAGAAGGAGCUGGACCCAUUUUGUCCCAUCGCUUCCGUCUCUCUGGGAGCAGCACGAGACUUCAUCUUCAGGCACAGAGAUGCGCGGGGGAAACAGAGCAGCAGGCAGAUAGAGCCUGUGAAGCUGGAGCUAUGA